Cladophialophora immunda is the source of this 2716-nucleotide messenger RNA. RefSeq lists its product as uncharacterized. The transcript has a single exon. Gene Ontology annotation, molecular function: fatty acid elongase activity. The coding region runs from base 39 to 833 and encodes 264 amino acids. Gene Ontology annotation, cellular component: membrane. Lineage: Eukaryota; Fungi; Ascomycota; Eurotiomycetes; Chaetothyriales; Herpotrichiellaceae. The record is from RefSeq and is a predicted model, not a curated record.
CACCACAGCUCACUCGCUUCGAUGAUCAAACAGUAUUAAUGGUUUUGUAUCAACCGACCUGCUCCCAACACUCUCAAUACACUGAAAACCCUGCUGUUUGGCCUCAACUUUCUCUGCGCAGCGGAUCUCUCGGUUCAGCAAACAUGGCCUUCGAAGACGACAGACCCUUGACCUCGCUCCAAAGCGUCAUUCUGACCACGGGACCAUUUGUCUUUCUCUGGAGCACCUUGAAAGGCUAUGUCGCGCGCAACGGGCCCUUCGCCGUCGCCCGACCGAUAACCCGCCUCAACAGCCAGGUCUACGCACUGUUCUCGCUGGGACUGGCGUACUUGAUACUCAACGACGUGUUCCACUUCCACGACCUCGAGCAGGUCCAGAGCGCAGACCUUGCGUACGUCUACCACCUGUCCAAGUUCUACGAGUACAUCGACGUCUUCAACCUGGUCGCCGCGGGGACCGCGAUCAACCCGCACAUGGCGUUCCACCACAUCACGACGCCCUUCCUGACCUACUUCCGCGUCCUGAACGCCACGGACUGGCAGCUGUUCGCCUUUCUCAACUGCCUCCACCACUUCUGGAUGUACGCCUACUUUGGCGGCGUGUCUUCGUUCAGGCCAAUCCUGCGCGUCACGGGCUGGGUGCAGCUGAUCGCUGGGAUCGGGCUCGACGUCUACUAUUUUGCUACGCACGGCCAAGGCGCCCCCGAGGCGAGGAAUCGGGCUAUCGGCCUGAUGAUCCUGACCCGGUACGCGAUGCUAUAUUACGAAGAGAUAAAGACGGCAAAUGGGCAAAAGGGGGCCGGAGCAGAACAGAAAGGCGAGAAAGCGGAUUAGGACAUUCCUGUCAACUUCCCGAGUCACUUGACGUUUUUACAAUUUUACUGAGCUAAAAUGUCCCCCAAUGCUCAAUUGGCGACGUUGAUCAACAUCGACUUGACGCUCAGAUAUUCCUCGAUGCCCUGUCGGCCGCCUUCUCGACCAUACCCACUUUCCUUCACGCCGCCGAAGGGGCUCUCGCAAGCGCUGAGCAGCCCCAGGUUGACGCCGACCAUGCCGACUUCUAGUGCCUCGGUGACCCGGAACGCUCGUGGGAUGUUUUCCGUGACGAUGAAGGAUCCCAGACCGACGUUACAGUCAUUUGCCAUUUUGAUGACCUCUUCCUCGGUGUCGAAUUCGUAGAGACCGACAACGGGAGCAAAGGUCUCUUCCCGUGUGGUGAUCAUCUCCCGAUUCAUCCCUUUGAUAAUCGUGGGCUGGAGGAAGUAGCCUUUAAAGUCCUUCAACGGCUCUCCACCAAGGAUGACCUGGCCGCCGUGUUUCUUAGCAUCUGUUUUUUUGGAGUUAGCUAUCAUUUACCAAAAUCUACCAGGUCCUGUCGCCUUACCAUUAAUGUGGUUCAUGGCCUUUUCGACGGCUCGCUCGUGCGUCAGUGGGCCCACGAAGACUCCUUCCUCGGUUCCUGGGCCGACUUUGAGCGAUUUGAUCUUGACCGUCAGAGCUUCGGCGAACUUGUCAUAGAUGCCCUUCUGUACGAAGAUCCGGUUGGCAGUCACACAGGUCUGGCCAGAGUUUCGGAAUUUGGCCAAUAUGCACGCCUCGAUCGCGGUGUCGAGUUUGGCAUCGUCAAACACGAUAAACGGGCUGUUCCCACCCAGUUCGAGGGAUAGCUUCUUGAGGCUGUCACUGCAUUGCCUGGCCAGGAGUUUGCCCACACGAGUACUGCCUGUGAAGCUCAACUUUCGGACCAAAGUGCUCUUACACAGUGCUUCGCCGACUUCGUUGACAAGAUUGAGGGUGGUGAUAACGUUGAUGGAGCCCUUUGGGAAUCCAGCUUCAUGAGCAAGGACGGCUUGUGCGAGAGAACUCAACGGAGUUUCCCCAGCUGGUUUCCACACCGUGGUGCACCCUGCUGCUAGCGCUGCGCCCACUUUUCUCGUUAUCAUGGCGAUUGGGAAGUUCCAAGGAGCGAGACACGCCGCGACCCCGAUGGGUUGUUUGAACGUCAAGAUACGCUGGUUUAAGUUGGCUGGAGGGACAACCUCGCCGUGCACCCUUUCAGCUUCGCCAGCGAACCAUUCGAGGAAAGAAGCCGCAUAAGUGACUUCGCCUUUGGCUUCGACCAGGGUCUUGCCAUUUUCAAGCGUCAGAAUCAAGGCGAGAUCGUCGACAUUCUCGAGGCAGAGGUCGCUCCACUUCCGCAACCACCUUGCGCGCUGGCGGGCGCUCGUCUUUUUGAAACUCUGGAAGGCUUCGUGUGCAGCAGCGAUGGCCUUGUUGGUGUCUUCGGCGCCCAUUUCAGGGAGGGUCGCGAUUUUGUCCAGAGUGGCUGGGUCAUAAACAUCGAAUGUUUUGCCCGAGGCUGCGUCGACCCAACUUUCAUUGAUGUACCCUUUUGUCUGAAACAGGUCUUUGCGUUUCAAGUCGUUCAACGUCUUGGGCGCCAUGUUUACUUGCUGGAGUCGUUGAUCGCCUCCUCUAAUUCUCGAAUUCCGGGUUCGCGGGGUAUGUAAUUGGAUAGAACGAGUUGUGAGUCGUCUCAAGAUGUCGAAUCCGCAAGUGGCGAUAUACGUAGGACCUUGAAUUGAGGAGUCUCAAAGGGACAGCGAAAGCUCGGUGUCUGGAUCGGCACUUCUGCUUUAUAUCGCCCCAGGGACGUUUCGUACUGGCAUUGGCACGCAGAAUGCACACACCUCAUAGGCUCACACCCCACAUGAUGG